Messenger RNA from Adineta ricciae, 963 nucleotides. Lineage: Eukaryota; Metazoa; Rotifera; Eurotatoria; Adinetida; Adinetidae. The record is from the annotation of a GenBank genome assembly.
AUGAAUGACUUUCAAUGUGGACGAGAUAUUUCCUUUUGUUUAAGCGUUUGCAAUUUAACUCUGUGUUCACCGGAGAACAAUACCUGUGUAGCAGAUCAUGGAUAUUGUGUGUUUAGCGACAAAGUUCAACCGAAAUGUAUAUGUUUACCUUGUUUUAUUGGCAAGUACUGUGAGGACGAGAAGGUAUCGCGAAAUCUCUGGUCAUUCUUUGCACCUUAUGGUGAGAUAGCGGAAAACGGCGCCUAUAUUCCGGCGAUCAUAAUUAUGAUAUGGGGUGCAUUUCUUUUAAUGAACGGAAUCUGUUGUUUACAAACAUAUCUAUGUCGGAAAAUACGUGAAACUAACUUAGGAAUUUAUUUAAUAAUGCUUUCAAUUGUGUCGCUGUUCAUUGGACUAAUAUUGAUCAUAUUUGCAUCACUUUUUCUGCGCGUCAAAGAUUUACCAGAUCUAGAUCUGUUUGCUGAUUUCCAUUGUAUAAUUUACGAGAAAUUUGUUUAUAUUCCUUUGGUUUCUAUGUACAAUUGGUUCAUCGCCUGUGUUGGCAUCGAACGAGCGCUCGUUGCUUGUUCGAGAGACUACGAACUACACGAUUCAAGACGUCGUUCAGUCAUAGUUUCUGUUCUCGUUGUAAUCAUUUGUCCAUUGACAGCCCUUCCAGGACUCUUCACCGUACGUCAAAAUCAGCCCGCAGAACUACGACCCAUGCAGUGCGUGAAUUUUACACCAGUGGGAUACAUCUUACAGCGAAUCUGCACUGAUCAAUUAUUAGUGGGUGCAGAUCAUUCGUCGUAUGAAAGUUUAACUAUAUUCACUGAAUCCAUAUCUGGAUGGGUCCAGAUCGACGCCGAGCAAUUGAACAUGUAUCUGGCAAAGAAUUCUUCAGCCAUUCGACCAAGUCAUCGUUUGCACGAUCGUCUUGACAAUAUAUAUGCAGUGCUCGAAGAUUGCACAUUUUUGGUAUGA